AUGAGGGAGCGAGGCAAGAAUGAGUGGGGGGAAAUGGUCCUUCCGGGCGUUUACAUGCUUAGAGGCUCCACUAACUCUAGUCGAGGAAGAACAUUCGACCUUGAUGCAAGUAAGCUCCAGCUUGAACUGAUUCUUAAUGAAAUAGAGGUUAUGGAAAGACACGUGAAAAAAUUGAAGGAGAGCAACAGCGAGAUCAAAGAAUAUUUAAAGAAUCGUGGUGAUUCGAUAAUGGAGAGCACGAAUACAUUUUCAACUUCUGGUGCUGUAGCUGCAGUAAGUGAUACAGAGGACAUCAACGACGUUUUGGCGGAGGCCCUUGUAGAAAAUGAGACAAUUAUUUCUCUUAAGGAAAUGGAAUUGAAUGAAUUGAAGCAGCUUAUACAAAACAAUCGUUGUGCCUGUAGCUACCAAUCAAUUGAGGAGAAUAAUGAGGGUCAUUCAGUUCCUGAUGACACCAGCAGAAAUAAUGUGGCAACUGAAGUGGAAGGGGUCAUAGAUGAAAUGUCGAAUACCCACUUUUCACUUUGA
Messenger RNA from Trypanosoma cruzi, 528 nucleotides. RefSeq lists its product as uncharacterized. The record is from RefSeq and is a predicted model, not a curated record. The transcript has a single exon. Lineage: Eukaryota; Euglenozoa; Kinetoplastea; Trypanosomatida; Trypanosomatidae. The coding region runs from base 1 to 528 and encodes 175 amino acids.